AUGAAGCAGAUGGCAACGAUAUUUUCAUUGAGCUCGGGUUCGCUGCCAGCUGCCAUUGCCGUAUUUCGAAUUUCCGGACAAAGAAGCUUAGCAGUAUUACAAGAAAUUACGAAUAAACAAAGCUGGACACCUAAGCAACUGUCUUAUACGAAGAUUUACACCAAAAAUGGAGAUAUACUCGACACUGCGAUGGCAGUCCAUAUGCCAGGUCCUUCAACUUUCACGGGAGAAGAUUCUACAGAAAUUUAUGUUCAUGGCAGUCAGGCUGUCGCUAAUGCUCUGGCUGACCGGCUUGUUCUUAUUGACGGUGUUCGGCAAGCGAAGAGGGGCGAGUUCACAAAACGUGCUUUUUUCAACGGCAAAAUGAACAUGAGUGAGGUGAAUGGCUUGAAGAUGCUCAUAAACUCAGAAACUGAGAGGCAAAGACAAGUGUCGUACAGACAGAUGAGAGGAGGAGACGCAGUACAAAACAUUCGCAAGAAGCUCGCCGAUGUUACCAUGAGAAUAUAUGUUUUGAUGGAUUUUGGAGAACAUGUUGAUACUUCGAUUAUUGAAAUACACAACCUGAUAGCGAAUCUUAUACCAGAAGUCAACAGCCUUUGUGAAAGAACCAAAAGCGCUUUUCGUGUUCAGCGUGGUCUAAUUGCUGUGCUUGUAGGGCCUCCCAACUCUGGCAAAAGCAGCAUAAUGAACGCUUUAGCACAGGAUGAUAUAGCGAUUGUUUCUCCAACAGCUGGCACAACCAGAGACGUUCUACAGACAAAAAUUCAAGUGAACGGAAUACCGGUAACAUUAACAGAUACAGCAGGGCUACGGGAAACUGGGGAUGAUAUAGAAUUGGAAGGUAUUAGACGGGCAAGGAAUAAGAUACGAGAAGCAGAUAUAGUGCUCCUAGUUUCGACAACGGAUAGCUCAAUAGAAGAGGCAAAGGCUGUUUUGGCCACAGUGAAAGAAUGUGAAGUUAAUGACCAGGUACCUAUAUACUUGGUGCGAAACAAAAGUGACCUGGCUCAAAGGCAAGAAGCAUGUAGCCUUCCAGAAGUGAAGUCUGUGAUUGAUACCUGCGCUUUAUCAAAAGAAGGGGUUAGUCCUCUUCUUGAAGCUCUUGAAAACGAAAUAUCAGAAAUAUGUCCUGACGAGAACGGACCUGCUUUAACAGAUCAUCACUUGAUUCAAGAAAUCCUUGAUAUUCUAUUAGAUGCUCAGUCAUGUACUGAUGCUGCUAUCUUGUGUGUUCGUCUAGAGGAAUGUCUUUCACUCCUGGGUCAGAUUACGGGAGACACAGUAACUGAAGAAAUUUUGGACAAAUUAUUCGAAACUUUCUGUAUUGGUAAAUGA
This is a messenger RNA of Auanema sp. JU1783, 1338 nucleotides long. The record is from the annotation of a GenBank genome assembly. NCBI's taxonomy places the organism in Eukaryota, Metazoa, Nematoda, Chromadorea, Rhabditida, Rhabditidae.